Molecule: messenger RNA, 1567 nt
Organism: Daucus carota subsp. sativus
Lineage: Eukaryota; Viridiplantae; Streptophyta; Magnoliopsida; Apiales; Apiaceae
Product: protein BPS1, chloroplastic
Exons: 3
Coding region: 260-1318 (352 amino acids)
Source: RefSeq, a predicted model, not a curated record
AAGUGAGAAAAAUCAAACACCACAGCAAAGGAGAACUACUUCUGCUACUACUCUUAUCGCCUCUUCGUCUUCGUUAAUCGCCGCCGCUUUCGUUAAAUCAUGAAUGCUGAUCAGUAUGGUACACGGGACGAAAAAGGGUAUGAGGAACACUACCUAUAGCACAUACUCAAGGUAUUGAAGUUCCUAUACCACGAUUCGGAACGCUAGUACCUGGUUCAGGGAAUGCAGAACAGAAAGAGUUCAAAUAUAAUACAUUGAAAUGAGUCGCCCACAGGAAUCACAAAGACCUCUCUUCCCCUUUGGAAACCCUUUCCGCAUGAUAUUACCCAAGGGAUCACAUCUCUCUCCCAGGUUGAUUGCUCUUUUAAACAGUUUUGAGGAAGCCUUGGCAGAGAGGUUGAGAAAGCUUAAGCCAAAGGACAGUGAAGAUGUGUUGACCUUGUCUUGGAUGAGACUUGCAAUGGAUUCACUUUGUGCAGUACAUACAGACAUAAAAACAUUAAUAACGGCUCUUGAACUUCCUGUAUCCGACUGGGAUGACAAAUGGAUUGAUGUAUACUUGGACAAUAGUGUUAAGAUGCUUGAUAUAUGCAUUGGUUUUUCAGCAGAACUAUCACGACUCAAGCAAGGUCACCUCUUUCUCCAAUGUGUCAUGCGCAAUCUGGAUUCCAUACCUUCAAAGCAAUUCAUACGUGCACGAUCUUCACUUGAUGACUGGAAGCAUCACAUUACUUUAAAAAGUUCUAAAACUGAGAAUUGCUUUUCCGUCUUAGAUAAUCUUGUUGCAACACUUAAUGAACCAAAAGUCAAAAACUCAUCCAAAGGGAAAGUUUUGUUGCAUGCUAUGUACGGUGUUAAGGUACUUACUGUUUUUGUCUGCAGAAUAUUUGCCGCUGCUUUCUCUGGUUCUUCAAAGAAGUUAAUGGAUCUACAUGUCCCAGAAAAGUACUUGUGGGCAGAGGCUUUUACCAGCUUGCAGGCUUUUGUUAAUGGAGAAAUAAGAACUAUAUAUUCCUCUGGGGGUGUUACUGUAUUGAAAGAACUCCAAGCAAUUCAUGUUGUUGUCAAGAAGCUGUACCCCUUAGUUGAAGAUGGCCCCAACUCUAUGGAGGCUGAAGAGUACAAGAAUUGCAUAUCAAACUUGGGGAAGAGUGCAUCCAGUUUCUCAGAAGGCUUAGAUAUCCUCUUAAAGGAAGUAGAUGGCUUCUUCCAAAUUCUUCUGACGGGACGUGAUGCCUUGCUAUGUAACCUGAGAGUGGGCACUGAUGUUUCUAGCCCUGUGCAAAGAAACAGCAAUCUAGAACAAGUCGUGAGGUGAAUCUUUUUGUCUUUCUUAUAUAUAUAUGAGUGUAGUUUGCAAGUUCUAUGUAAUCGGGUGGUUAGAAAGGUAAAGUAUAUGUGGGAGAAUAGUUGUCGUGAAGGUAGCAAUUUGUCAUGUGUUAGGGUUCUUGUGUUUCAUAUGUAUUUGCUUUCUUAUCUAUUGUCAAGUUUAUGUAUAUGGUGGUCUUCUAUGUUUGUAAUCAGAACUAUAUGUAAAUUGUUCAAAUUUAAAGGAAAUGUUUCUAUU